UGGGCAGGGCUGCAGGGGGGAACCUGAGAGCUGAAGGAGGAAGCAUGUGGGGAUUUUCUUUUAACCAGUCAAGGCUUGUUCAAGUGAGAGUAUCAGUCUGCCAGAGGUGAAGAGAUUCAGGAGGGGCUCGCUCAUCGUCAUGGACGUCAUGGCAUCCUGGACUGCAUUGCUCAUCUGUUCAGUCAUCCCCCCGUCUGUGGCUCUGGAGAUGGGACGCCAACAUGACAGGGGGCCGGUGGCCGCGGCCCCAGGAGACCUCAUCAUCGCAGGACUCUUCCCCAUCCACGAAGACGUGGACCACUCCCAAACCUCCGGGGCUCCACACCCACCGCCUUGCAUCAGGUUUGCGUGGAGAGGCCUGGGGAGAGCCCUGGCUAUGAUCAGUGCCAUAGAGGACCUGAACCGAUCCCCUCUGAUGACGGAUGUGAACGUGACUCUGGGCUACCGGAUCCUGGACUCCUGCCAUGACGUCAGCACAGCUCUGAGAGCCACAGCAGACUUCAGCCAGGGGCCCGUCGUGGCCCUCGUGGGGGCCUCCUACUCCGAGCUGUCCAUAGCUGUGGCCAGACAGCUGACUCUGGAGAUGAUCCCUCAGAUCAGUUACUCCUCGACAGCUGCCAUCCUGAGUGAUAAGAGCCGCUUCCCUGCCUUCAUGAGGACCGUCCCCAACGACCGUCACCAGACGGCAGCCAUGGUCAGUCUGCUCAGCACCUUCGGCUGGAACUGGGUGGGCGUGGUUACCACCGACGGGGAUUAUGGGAGAUCAGCUCUGGACCACUUUGUCACACAGGCCUCUGAGAAAGGCAUCUGCGUGGCCUUCAGAUCGGUCCUGCCUCAGUCCGCAACCAGCGCCAACGUCCAGGCGGCCAUCGUUAAGACGGCAGAAACCAUCCACGCCAAUCCAAAGGUGCAGGUCAUUGUGUCAUUCGCCAGUCCCCUUCACAUGAUGCAUCUGUUCCAGGAGCUGAGGGACGGGGCUCUGGGGGCGGGACAGGGGGUGGAAGCCAUGAGGAGAGUUUGGGUGGCCAGUGACAGCUGGUCGUCCUCCAGCUCCGUCACCAGAAACCUAACUCUGCAGGACAUUGGACACGUUGUAGGCUUCACCUUCCAACAUGGAGAGCCAAAAUCAUUUAGUGAGUGCCUGAGCAGGCUGGAGGCAGGUGAACUGAACUGCACCGGCAUGAAACACAUCCUACAGGAGCUCUGCAAGCACCUGAACGGCACUGACGGACCUGCAGACCCAGAGUUGGUGGAUAUCAGUGAAGUACCGGUGGGCCCUGAGCUGUUGGACGCCAGUGAAAGAUCUGCAGACCCUGAGCUCCUGUCCAGAGCUGUGAGCUUGCUCAAAAAACACUCUCAACCUGACAUCACCUUCAGUGUCCAGAUGGCUGUGAGCGUCUUGGCUAACGCUGUCGCUUCCAUCUGUCGCAGCAGAGACUGCAAAACACCUGGCAGCGUGCAGCCCUGGCAGGUUUUAGAGGCUCUGCAGAAGGAGGAGUUCACCCUCAGAGGAAGCACCUACAGGUUUGACAGCAAUGGAGAUGUGAAUUUGGGCUAUGAUGUGAGCAUUUGGAGGUCGGAGGGAGGCCUUAUCCAUGUCCAUGAAGUGGUAGCAGAGUACCAUCCACUCAACUGCAGCUUCACCCACAGCAAGACCAGAAAGCUGCAGCUGCUGCAGAACGUCAUAUCCAGAUGCUCCAACAGCUGUGUUCCUGGAGAGUUCAAGAAGACGGCUGAGAGCCAACACACUUGCUGCUACGAAUGUAUCAACUGCACCGAGAACUACUUCUCCAACAGCACAGAUAUGGACCAGUGUCUGAGCUGCGACCCCAGCACGGAGUGGUCUCCCCAGGGCAGCUCCGGCUGCACCCCCAAAGCCCUGCGCUUCUUCUCCUGGCACGACAGCUUUGCAGCGGUGCUGCUGAGCUUCUCCACCAUGGGGAUCCUGCUGGCCCUGCUGGUGCUGGCUCUGUUCCUGCACCGCAGAGACACUCCGGUAGUGAAGGCCGCCGGGGGGGCCCUGAGUCACGUCAUCCUCCUGUCUCUGGUGGUCUCCUACGUCAGCGCCAUCCUGUUCGUGGGCCGGCCCAGCGGCCUGCAGUGCAAAGCUCGGCAGGUGCUGUUUGGAAUCAGCUUCACUCUGUGCGUCUCCUGCAUCCUGGUUAAGACUCUGAAGAUCGUUCUGGCCUUCCAGUUCAACCCAGGGCUGCCGGGGAUCCUGCGGGGGCUCUACCGGUCCUACGCCAUCAUUGGCAUCUGCAUGGCCGGUCAGGUGGCCACCUGCAUCUGCUGGCUGGUCCUCAGGAGCCCCUUCAAGCAGGUCACCAUCUCCCAGACCGAAGUGCUGGAGAACUGUCACGAGGGUUCUUACGUGGCUUUCGGGGUGAUGCUGGGCUACAUCGCUGUCCUGGCUUUCAUCUGUUUCAUCUGUGCUUUCAAAGGCCGGAAACUUCCUCAGCAGUUCAACGAGGCCAGGUUCAUCACCUUCAGCAUGCUGCUGUACCUGGUCUCCUGGCUGCUCUUCAUCCCCAUCUACGUCACCACCUCGGGGGUGUACCUGCCCGCCGUGGAGAUGGUGGUCAUCCUCAUCUCCAACUACGGCAUCCUCAGCUGCCACUUCUUCCCAAAGUGCUACGUCAUGCUUUUCAAAAGUGAUCAGAACAACGCAGGCGCCUUCAGGAAGAAACUGUAUGAAUAUUCCAGAAAGAUCUCAGAUUUAGUGAUCGUUUCUGUGAGUUCAGAGUCCCAACAGCAGUCCGGUCCUUCAAUCUCCUCCGAACCUUCUCUUGAGAAUCCCCCAGAACUCUCCAAAGAGUCGAUCGGCAGAAACAGAAGCAGCUUCUUGGUUUCAGGCAGCGGUUCGACCACACGGCGCUGCCUCAGAAGAAGCCUCAGUAUGUGAGAUGUGGAAACUCAGACGGUUUCUCUGUAAACCAGGGAUGUUCAGCAUCACAGAGACAGAGAAGGGCUGCUUGCACAGAAACUGCAAAGAUAUUGAAGUAUUGCAAUGUGUUUUAAUCAUAGUAUAUACAUAUCAUGAUGUAGAUGAUGAUGUUGAAGAGAAAGCAAGUAUAACUUAAAAGGAACGGAGAUUAAAAAAAACAAAACAAGAUUCAGGACUAAAUUGAUGGAACGUUGUGUUUCUGUGAAAGGAAUCAGUUUAUGGAACAAUCUGAAUAAAGAAAACAAAGAAUCCAAAUCAAACAUUACAUUCAAAAGAACAAUUAAAGCCUUUAUGUUAAAUAAAUAUAAUGAAAUGUGUUAGUUAAGUUUGAUUGACAUACCCAUAGACGGCGAUAAUUCUAUUUUAUUUUAGUUUUUUAUUUACUUAGUUGUUGUUUUUUAAAUUUCUAAUUUAUGUUAUUUGUGAGUUUAUUUCUUGGAAAAAGGGGCAGAU
This is a messenger RNA of Cololabis saira (Pacific saury), 3397 nucleotides long. Its product is annotated as G-protein coupled receptor family C group 6 member A-like. NCBI's taxonomy places the organism in Eukaryota, Metazoa, Chordata, Actinopteri, Beloniformes, Belonidae. Gene Ontology annotation, biological process: G protein-coupled receptor signaling pathway. The record is from RefSeq and is a predicted model, not a curated record. Gene Ontology annotation, molecular function: G protein-coupled receptor activity. Gene Ontology annotation, cellular component: membrane. The transcript has 7 exons. The coding region runs from base 140 to 2902 and encodes 920 amino acids.